Molecule: messenger RNA, 1825 nt
Organism: Cotesia glomerata
Lineage: Eukaryota; Metazoa; Arthropoda; Insecta; Hymenoptera; Braconidae
Gene: Aplip1
Product: JNK-interacting protein 1
Exons: 8
Coding region: 125-1684 (519 amino acids)
Biological process (GO): regulation of JNK cascade
Cellular component (GO): cytoplasm
Molecular function (GO): protein binding
Source: RefSeq, a predicted model, not a curated record
UCUAUUCACCUCCGCCUCCUUCUCGAGAACCGACAUCGAAAUCGACGUCGACGAAGGUGAGGUGGUGGUGGUGUGUGUAUCCCCCGUUGACGGGGUCUUCAGGAUCCUUUUUCUCUGAUUGACAAUGGCUGAUACUGAAUUUGAGGAAUUUCGCCAUUAUUUUGAGCGAUUGCCUCAACAUUUGAAAGCACCUAUUUCAAAUUAUACCUUGGUCCACGAUGUACUGGUGGAUGAUUCCCCGACAUCGUCACAAGCAAGUGACAAUGAAGACAACAACUCUUGUCCUCGAAUUUCAACUGCAGCAACGGGAGCUGAAGAUUCCGACGAUCAAGAUGAUCAGGAUGCCCAAGGUAUGGGCAUAAAUCAGCAUGACAAUCAAAGUGAUGACAUAUCUGGUGACGACAGUGAAGACUUUGAUCACAAUUCUUCAAUAGUUGCUGACAGUGAUUUUAGCUUGUUCGGUGGACUAAGCAGCAGGACUCGGUACAAUUCCGGAGGUAAAAAUGCAUCCCGAAUAAUAAACAGCGGCCCGCAGAGCGAUUGCUCAACAGUAGUUAGUGAUUCAAGUCUUGCUACUGGAUCAUCAUGCUGGCCUACUCCAGAGCACACGGCCAAUCGACCUGUCAGCAGCGCUAAUGAACGACGUCGGAGACGUUUGCCUGAAAUACCAAAAAGUAACAUUAAUGCCAACAACAAUAAUCAUAAAUCUAUGAUAGGUCAUGUGUCCCUUCAAACAUCUCCUGCUUCACUGGCUGAUGAAUUAGCAGGUGUAUCAGGAGCUACUGGAGCCGGAAGACCUCACUUGAUUCUUCGGAAAUGUCACCCUCGGCUGCUCAACGAGGACUCAUCACCUGACAGCGAGAGAAUGACCACUGACAGUGGACACAGUACUGCUCAUUCGCCUGACAAUGGACCUAAAAGUGUUUCACCUAUUAUGUGCAGUAAUACCUUACAAAAUACUGACUCUGUGUCACCCAGCAGCACUCCAGGAAGUGGAGGAAUUCCUUUCACACAAUUAGAAUUACUGGAAGCAACACAUCGUGGUCUUCAUAAAUUCAUCCCACGACACCAUGAUGAAAUAGACUUGGAAAUUGGAGAUCCUAUUUACGUUCAAAAAGAAGCUGAUGAUUUGUGGUGUGAAGGUGUAAAUUUAAGAACAGGACGUCAAGGAAUAUUUCCAUCAGCUUAUGCAGUAGACAUGGAUUACAGUGACUUUGAUCCGACGGCACCAAAAGUUAAGCGCGAACGCUAUUUGUUAGGCUAUCUGGGAUCUGUUGAGACAUUGGCUCACAAGGGAACGGGUGUUGUUUGUCAAGCUGUCAGAAGGAUUGUUGGUAACACUGCCAGCGAUUCACCGGAAUCCCAGAGUUGUAUAUUAGAAGUUUCUGAUCAAGGGCUUCGUAUGGUUGAUCGCAGCAAACCUAGGCAACGCAAAAAUCGUGGGCCAUGUCAUGAUUAUUUUUAUUCGCUGAAAAAUGUAUCGUUUUGCGCAUUUCAUCCCAGAGAUCAUAGGUAUCUUGGUUUCAUUACUAAACACCCUACAUUGCAAAGGUUUGCUUGCCAUGUAUUUAUUGGACAAGAAUCAACACGGCCUGUUGCGGAAGCUGUUGGACGAGCCUUCCAUCGAUUCUACACUAAAUUUAUUGAGACUGCUUUUCCCAUAGAAGAUAUAUACAUAGAGUAAAUAAAGAAGAAGAAAUCAUAAAAUUAUUUUCAAAUGACUUUUGUUCACGGCACAAUUUUAAUAAAUAAAUUUGCCGAAAAUUGUAUAACAAAUCCUUGUAAAUAAAUUUCCCAUUUUAAAAUAAAUGAAGAACUAUGUAGA